Microthlaspi erraticum is the source of this 1278-nucleotide messenger RNA. The record is from the annotation of a GenBank genome assembly. Lineage: Eukaryota; Viridiplantae; Streptophyta; Magnoliopsida; Brassicales; Brassicaceae.
AUGACCGAAAUUUACAGAACAAUUUCCACCGGACGAAGAGACGACGUUUCGCCGACUAAAUGCCGUGAGCGCCGUCGACGGAGAAUCGAGAUGCGGAGGCAAGCGGCAGUUUUCGGCGAUCCCACUUUCCCGUCAUCAUCGUCUAGGAAUCGAGAUCGGACGGACCAGGAGGUUUUCUCAAACUUCGUUCCAUUGAAGAAACAGGCACGGAGGUCGGAGAUCGGCGGUCUUCCCGGAGAUAUCGGAGGUUUCUUAUCGUCUCCGGCUUCUUCCCACCGGAAAUCUGAAAAUCCAAACCGGAAGGUAGAAGAAACGGAAAAUGAGCCGAUGUACGGAAUCGUUUCCGUGAUGGGAAGAUCCCGUAAGAUGGAAGAUACGGUUACUGUUAAACCGAGUUUAUCUCGACCGGAGAUUAACCGGCAAAAACCGGUUCAUUUCUUCGCCGUAUACGAUGGCCAUGGCGGUUCUCAGGUGUCAACACUGUGCAGCACGACGAUGCACACGUUAGUGAAGGAGGAGCUGGAGCAACCAGAGGAGGAAGCCGAAGAAGGAAACGAAAACGACGACGUCGUGGAGAGGAAAUGGCGGGGAGUGAUGAAACGGAGUUUCGAGAGGAUGGAUGAGCUGGCGACGAGCACGUGCGUCUGCGGAACCGCCGUGUCGCUGUGCAAGUGCGAUCCGAGGGAAGCUGCGAUUUCUGGUUCCACGGCGGUGACGGCGGUUCUGACGCAAGAGCAUAUAGUCGUAGCGAAUACUGGUGACUCACGCGCGGUGUUGUGUCGAAGUGGAAUGGCUAUUCCUUUGAGUGAUGAUCAUAAGCCGGAUAGACCAGACGAGCGAGCGAGGAUCGAAGCAGCUGGUGGUCGGGUUUUAGUAGUGGACGGAGCUAGGGUCGAAGGGAUUCUAGCCACGUCAAGGGCCAUAGGGGAUAGGUAUUUAAAACCAAUAGUAGCAUGGGAACCAGAAGUAACAUUCAUGAGAAGAGAAACAGGAGAUGAAUGCUUAAUAUUAGCGAGCGAUGGGCUUUGGGACGUGCUCUCGAGUCAGCUAGCUUGCGACAUAGCUAGGUUUUGUCUACGUGAGGAUACUCCUUCGAGCCUUGAUUUGAACAGAACGGCUCAAGAAGACGACAACGGAGGAGGGGGAGGAUCAUCAUCAGAACAAAAUCCUUCCAGGAGUGUAUUGGCUGCAACGUUGCUUACACGGUUGGCUUUGGGUAGACAAAGCAGUGACAAUAUAAGUGUGGUUGUCGUUGAUCUCAAGAAUAGCUCUCGAUAA